This is a messenger RNA of Suillus bovinus, 1704 nucleotides long. RefSeq lists its product as uncharacterized. The coding region runs from base 1 to 1704 and encodes 567 amino acids. The record is from RefSeq and is a predicted model, not a curated record. The transcript has 9 exons. NCBI's taxonomy places the organism in Eukaryota, Fungi, Basidiomycota, Agaricomycetes, Boletales, Suillaceae.
AUGACCCCUAAGGGGCAGCAGAAAUCCUCAGGACACCGCCUGUUUGUGCGCACGGUGUUGUCGAAGUUUCUGCCGUAUAUGACCCCCCCCUCCCUAGUUCUCUCUGAUUUCGCCUAUCCAGAGAUCCUCGGGACACCGCCUGUUUGUGUCCGCCUUCAUGACCCUCAAGGGGCAGUAGGGAUCAUUGGGACACCGCCUGUUUGUGCGCGCGGUGUUGUCGAAGUUUCACGCGCGGUGUUAUCGAAGUUUCACGCGUGGAUGACCCUCAAGGGGCAAUGCCUUGCAUUUCCCUCAAAUCUUGAUGAAGGAGGUGUUUCUCGGUCACGCGAACAUACUGAUGCGCUUGUGGAUUCUGUUGAUUUUGGUAUACUUUGGGAUGAGUAUGGUAUCAUUGGCGAGUUAGUGCCCUUCACCAACAACUUUCCUCGUGCCGACAUUCACGAGCUCCUUGCCCCCAACAUACUGCACCAGCUCAUCAAAGGAACCUUCAAGGACCACCUUGUUGAAUGGGUGGGUCAAUACCUCGAACUCACGCACGGCAAAACACGCGCUAAGGCAAUUUUAGAUGAUAUUGACCGAAGAAUUGCUUCCGCGCCGCCCUUCCCUGGCCUACGACGCUUUCCACAAGGCCGUGGAUUCUCGCAAUGGACAGGUGACGACUCCAAAGCUUUGAUGAAGGUCUAUCUACCAGCAAUCGAGGGCCACGUACCAGAUGAUAUGGUUCGGGCAUUUCGAGCCUUGCUAGAUGCUCCGAACGGCCUCUGCUCGUCAAUCACGGAAUCCAAACAUAUCAAGGCGGUAAAGCAACCAUGGCGACGUUCAAGCAAGUACAACGCGCUCAGCCAGAUGCUCCUUACCAAUCAGCGCCUGGACAAAGUCGCCGCAGCAAGAGUUGAUUUCACAACACGCAGCAUGCUCAAAGGGUCUUGUGCCUUCAGCUACUACAAUUCAUCUGUUGAGAAUCCCUCAUAUAUCGACAACGACGAUGGAGACCCAGAGGUCCAACAGAACCCAGCGCAUGCAGGAAGCAAUCCCUUUGCUAUCGAGAGUGACGACUUUGACGAUGUCGAGGAUCAGGGUGUUGUAGAUGACGUGGAUGUCAUUGCUGAUGUGCAAUUAGCACAGACUUUUUACGAACUCGACAUCCCAUUGUUCCAGACCCUCAUUCGCCUCUUCCUGUACGACCAAAUACACGCGGACAACCACCAUUCCUCUGCCGACGUCCCACUUCGCGACUGUCCAUCCUACACGGGACCAAUCAAGAUAUUUCAUUCAGCCGCUGCAACAUUUAUCGCACCCAGUGAUCCGAGUGGAAUCACUGGUAUGCGCCGUGAGCACAUUCGUGUUGUGCCUUCGUGGCGCAAGGGACCAGCUCGCUUUGACUGCGCCUUCGUCAACACGGACGAUAGGCAUGACGGAAUUCACACAUACCCAUGUGCCCUCGUUCAAUGGUUCCAUCGCAUCGCCGAGGAACGAGACGAGCUCACAGGAAUGUGGAUGGUGGCACCGUCUUUCAAUGAAGAUGGCUCGCGCGAUUUGUCCAUCAUCCAUAUCGACAGUAUCAUUCGCGGCGCUCACUUACUCCCAAUAUUCGGUACUCAGCUCGUACCACGCGGCCUUCGAUUCUACGAUUCUCUGGAUGUAUAUCGAGGAUUCUAUGUAAAUCGGUUCAUUGAUCACCAUGCUUUCGCACUGGCAUCUUAA